Messenger RNA from Pseudopipra pipra, 419 nucleotides. RefSeq names its product cytochrome b-c1 complex subunit 9. NCBI's taxonomy places the organism in Eukaryota, Metazoa, Chordata, Aves, Passeriformes, Pipridae. The record is from RefSeq and is a predicted model, not a curated record. Gene Ontology annotation, biological process: mitochondrial electron transport, ubiquinol to cytochrome c. The coding region runs from base 39 to 218 and encodes 59 amino acids. The transcript has 2 exons.
CCCCGCGGGGCCGCGCAGGCGCGGUGCGCGCGGCCAAGAUGGCGCUGCUGCGGCAGGUGUACGGGGCGCUCUUCCGCCGCACCUCCACUUUCGCGCUGUCCGUCGUGCUGGGCGCCGUCCUGUUCGAGCGCGCCUUCGACCAGGGCGCCGACGCACUCUUCGAGCAGCUCAACGAGGGGAAACUGUGGAAACACAUCAAGCACAAGUAUGAGAACUGAGCAGCUCAGCAGCAGGAGCCAGGAAGGAGCAGGGAAGGAUUUGGCCUCCUGAAACUGGGAAUGGAUUCCUGAUGGAACAACUCCAAGCCAGAGUGUAUCAGCCCCCCCCUGAGCUGAUGUGAGGCAGGAUGGACUCGGGGGUGCUGCUGCUGCUGUUCUUGACUCACAGUGUUCAAAUAAAACUCUGGUCCUUGUCUCGUG